ACCACAGAACUUCGUACGAGCGCAGAAGACUGGCAUGGAUAUUCCUCGACUUCCUCAAAAUGUGGUAAAUAACGAUCAUUAAAGCAGCGUUCCUAGGAUUUUAACACUUGAUAUCUGCAACAUGUCAACAUUUGGACCUCGUCGCGUCCCAAAUCCUGCAAAGUGGAUCACAGUCUACCGAAAUAAUGAUGAUUACUUCCCCGGAGCUCCCGUGUCAGUCGACGAAACCAAAAUCAGAACUUUUGAGACAUUUUUGGACAGGGUGACCGUCGCCACUAAAAACAAAACUUGUGUUCGAGGAAUGCGAACCCUUAGUGGACGACGGAUUAUAGGUCGUUUGGAAGACAUUGAAAAUAGGGGGAAAUAUGUAGCGAUCACAAACGGAGCUUUUCGAGCACCACAUCCCGAAAAAUUAGAAAAUAGAUCACAGUCCAAAGGAGCAUCACCUGCAGACUUUAACAUUAAAAUCCAUAAGAGAACAAUUCCCCACUCUGGAAGAUAUAGAAAAGUGAAUACUAAGCCAUUAAAAAUAUUUGUCUUUCCCAAUGGUGACGUACUGAAGAAGGCCAUGAAGGUCACUUUGACCCCCAUCAUGCAGCAGGACAUGUACAGAGUGUUGGAGGAGGUGGGCAAACAUGUCUGGAUCAGGACGGGAUGUGUCCGCAAGUUGGUAGAUUUAGAGACUCAAAAAGCCAUCUACACGCCCAAGUUACUAAAAGAAAACAAAGAAUAUGUGGCGGUAGGAAGUGAAGGUUACAAUCCAUUGGACUACAAAGCAGAUAAACCCAGGAUGGACACAUCUACAAAAAUUGUUUCUAAACCUUGGGAACAAAGUUUUGUUGGAAGGAAAAAGAAACAUGGCAGCAAAAAUCACAGUCGAAGUAGCUCAAUGAAUGAUUCAACAAAGUCCAAUAGCAGUGGAGAAAAGAACAAAUCCAUGUCUCCACGACGACCUUUGCCUCCUAUACAGCAGAACCAACAGAGACAGCCACACCCGCCAGCACAGAAACGGGACGAAGACAGCGUAUUCCACGCCAGACCAGUGAAACACAAACGAAGUCCAGAUAAGCCACGGGAAAUUGACUAUGAUGAAGACAAGAGCGGCAUGUUUAAAUCAAAACAACAGAGUAACGUGACCCGUGGAGCCACAGAAGUAGAGGAAACUUUAGACACAAAGGUCGACCUUCCAAUUGACCAGGUUGAGCCAGAGGAGGUCAAGGAAGAGGAGAUAGUGACUGAGGACAAGGAAGUCCCAGAUGACAAGAAUCUGACCAAAUCACCAUCAGAUCCUAACCAGGAGUCAAUUUCGGAGGAAAAAGACGCAGGGCGCGGCCGUCUUUCAUCAGCAGAGGAGAAAGAGCAGAAGGCAGGCUUUGAGGAACGUAAGGAGACAGAUAAUACACAGGAAGUGAAAGAGCAGGGGGAGAAUACAGAUCAAGAUGACGACUUAGAAAAACAAACAGCCGCUGCCACCACCAUUCAGGCCGGUUUCCGUGGUUACAAGGCUAGAAAGCAUGUGGCAGAUUUGAAAGAUGGUGCUACAACAAAUAAUAACAAUAAUGACAGCUCAGAAGAUGACAACAUUCCACAAAGUGAUAACAGCGACCAAAACGUGGAAGAUAAUUCAGACAAGGAAACAGAGGCUGCUACAAAAAUACAAGCGGGUUUCCGCGGUUACAGGGAUCGUAAACGUGUUGCAGAGUUGAAGGGAGAUAGUCAGGACAUUGAUAAAAUGGGUGGAAGAGAAACGUUCACAAAAGAGACAUCUGACCCUGACGACAAGGCAGAAAGUGCUGAAAAUGAGGCAGAUAAAGAUGAGACAGAGGCUGCUGGUCACCAUGACAACGAGGAAGAUAGAAACAGCCAAAAUGAAGAUGGUUCUUCAACUUACAGAGUUGAUGAAACUCAGGAUGACAAAAUUGAUGACCUUGACAAUAACGAGGCUGCCGCAAGUUUAGAUAAUGGUGCUGCUCCAGGUGACGAGGGCUUGGAAUCAGAAACAGACGUGACCCACAAGGAUGAGCCAACUGUCCAUGAACAAAACAAGGCCCACGAUGACCUCAAAGAUGACACUGUGGUGGUGGAAGAUUUGGACAAAGCUGUCACCCCUUCCCAGGAGAAGCCCCCAUCACGUCGUGAGCUGUCUUCAUCUCGGCGCAGAGACAGUGCAAAUCAAACAGAACCUGAUACCAACAGAACAGAUCAAACAGAGACCAGCAACAACAAUGACACUGUCGAUGGCGACGGCCAAAAUGAGUCGUGAUGGAGGACCCCAGAAAGAAAUCUAGAAGAAAUUUGGAAGAAAAACUAGAAUCUGAUUUCAUGCCACAGGGGUCCAAAGCAACAGUAUUAUAGUAGCGAGUCUUAGGAAUGUGAGCAAAAGAGGCAGCAUAUAUUUGGAAAAGGAACUUGGGAUUGCAGGGAUAUAGUCUUUAAAAAAGGAUGUUUUUCACAUAAGUAACAGUGCACAAACACAGAAUUCAUUUGGAGAAUCAUGGUCCAUGAAAAGUGCAGAUGUUAUAGACAUGUUUUUUGACAGCCACCCACAACUUUUGACCUUGACACUUGAAGACAUUUUUCGAGUUGCACGCAAUGUUCCAUUGUGUGUAUUACAUUUCAUUCAAGCUGUUGGGUUGUAAAUGCAUUCUUCCUAAUGAGGGAACAGCAUUCAGUGAAAGAUGAAGUAUAAAAAUUUUUGAGAAAGAAAGAGUGGGGUUGAUAUGGUGUAAACUUGACCAGUGGCUCUUUGGAUAAGACCAUUUGGAUAAUGGUGUCUCAUCUUUCUCUAACCUAGGUCACAGAGGUCAUCACCAUGAAAAAAUUCUUGGUGUUUUCAAUCUCUCCUUGGAAGAUGCAUAAUUUUAUUUUGGACGGACCAGAAAUCAUGAAUCUGCAUUUUGUUUUAUAUAUGAAAUGUCUGCCUUUAUUGAUAUGUUUUACUUGUUAAAAUAUCAAGGGCAGAGAAAGGCUUUGUACAUACAAUAUUUAUAUUUGAACUUCAUCGCUAUCCCAUAAUAUUAAGAUGGAGAGGCAGAUGUUAUUGCAGGGUUUUGAGGGGAAUGUGUAAUAUAAUCCAGUAGGAAUGGUACACAUAUAUGUUUGCUGUGACUUUAUCCAUUUUUGCUUGCACCAAAGUUCAAAUCACUUUUUAUGCAUUUUUAAAGCAGUGAACAUUUCCUGUAAGUUUUUAAGUUGGAAUUGUAUUUAAGUUGUUCCUUGUUUUUUAGAAUCAAAUGCAACGUCAGUUUUUGCAGGUAAAAUAUAAACGUGACCAGUUUCUGAACCUUUUUUUUCCCCCAGUGUUUCUCCAGUUAUGACAUCUGUACUAAAAUUUCAGUAUAUUUUAACCAAAGAAAUCUUAUUCGUGCAUUUCCAGCAGUAUUAUAUUUUCUGGUCAGUCACAUUCAGUUGUCUGUUAUAUAUUGUGAGUGGUUUCAUGACAUUAAUCUGUAAUGUUUGAUAUCUGUAUUAUCUCUAAUCAAUGCUAUUGUGCUGUGAAAGCUGUACACUUCAAGGUUUACCUUUGAGUUGAUCAAGUUUAUGUAACAAAGUAAUAUUAUCAAAUAAGAGAACUUAAGAAGGACAAGUGUUAAGAUUGGAGUUAAGUUCUACAAGCACCUGUGUAGGAAAGAUGAAGGAAGAAAACUCCAUCUUCCUCAACUUCAUCUCCACUCAGAAUUAACAUCCUGGUCAAGAGAAC
Molecule: messenger RNA, 3700 nt
Organism: Lingula anatina
Lineage: Eukaryota; Metazoa; Brachiopoda; Lingulata; Lingulida; Lingulidae
Biological process (GO): intracellular signal transduction
Cellular component (GO): microtubule organizing center; microtubule
Molecular function (GO): protein binding
Source: RefSeq, a predicted model, not a curated record